GAGGAGGGUAGGAGGGAGAGAAAAGGGGAGGGAGUCGGAGAAAGAGGGGGACGGCUUUUCUGUGAUGUGAAUGGAGCAAAGCGAGAAGGGAGAGAAAGAGGGAGGGAGGGAGAGAGGGCAGCACAAAUCAACCUGCCUCUUCUUGACUUCAGCAAACAGCACAGAGGAGCUCGCCUGUAGGCGCGGGGAUCGGGAAGUGUGUGUGUGUGUGUGUGUGUGCUGCGAGCUAUUUCGCGAUUCUUCUUUCUUUUUUUUUUCCUUUUUGGUUUAGAGGAAGGGAGGACAGCCCUGGGGAGGAACCGCGGCGGCAGGAGGAACGAGCUGCCUCACCGUGGAGAUAGAUAGCAGAAAAAUGCUGUCAUGGGGAGAGAAGGAGAGCGAGUCGGCAGAGAGGAACAGGAUGGAACAAGGCAGGGUCGAGCAGGACUGAAAUGUGGAGGUGGUCUGUGGAUGACGGCUGCAGGCGCUGGGCAGUGCACACCAGGGGAUGCCAUGUUUGACCACUUGACAAAGGCAGCACCUCUCCGAUACAGAGGGCAUAGAGACAGGCUCCAGUGAUGAUCCUCGCAUGUUUAACUCAAACUAAAUGCACAUCUGCACACGUGGAUGGACCCGUCCAGCGACCAACAGUGCGGUUUCCCUUCCGACUUCAUCAUUCCCACUCAAGAACUCAUUGACAAAGUGCGGUGUCCCACAGAGGCCCCUAUGAGAGCCCAGAGGUCGAGAGAGUUCAUCCAUCUUAAGUGGUGUGAAUGAGAAAAUAAUAGUUGCUUUCACUUAGCUGGAUUUUCCAUUUUCAUACUCAGCAUCCCAGUUUCACACCAGCACCUCAGACACCUGGAUGAAGAGUUAGGCAGGAAGCUCCAGGGAGAAGAUUGUCAGAUUAGAUUUGAUUCCUCAGGCACCAUGCAGUCAGAUGACCUCUUCAUUCGCAAGUUCCGCCGCCAGAACGUGCGCCCGCCCCUCGCCACCGUCAAUUUUGACCCCAAACGGGAAGCGGGAGUGGUGGAGUGGCCUCCCAGGAGGCCCGGCGACGGCGCCGAUGCAGACUGCAGCCUCACUCCGAGCCGUGUGGGGUUGACUCUGCGGUCGGUGGGGCGGGGCCACAUCAUGCAAAGAAGUAACAGCGAUGUAACCCUGGGAGACUUGGACUCCUCCGGGAAAACGUCAGGGAAAGUAAUCCGAGCAGCAGGUGAGAAAGCGGGCACGGGGCCUCAGGGAGACUCAGGUGUGCAUCUGCACAGGGAGUACGGCAGCCUGUCGUCGCUGGAGAGACAAACUCAAGGCCAGGACCCGAGCAGGGAGAACCAUGGACCCCUGAGUCCAAACGCUCUCCGCUUUAAAGACCCUUUCCUGCUUUUAGGCCUGGAGGGCAACCUUCCAGAGCCGGAUGGAUUCUUCCGAGAUCUGUCCAGGUCUGGUGGAGACUCCCCGAAACCCGCUAAACCGCCCAAGCCUGAAGGUCUUAGUAAAAAGUCCAAACUUAUGCCCCCUCAGAUCCCUCAGCCCGGCACGUACGACCACCUGGGAGGCGGCGCGUGGGUGAGGAACUUUGCCCACUACGAUGUUCAGAGCAUCCUGUUCGACCUCACAGAGGUCGCCACAAACAGGGACAGCAUCGGUCGCAAGAAGAACAUCACCUCAGGGGCGUCGGCUGCCUCCCAGCUCCGCCCCCUCGCCCAGUCCACACCUGCCUCACCAGCACAGGGGGGCGGUGGCAGCGGAGGGAACGCAGACGACCAGGAGCAGUCACUGCUGCUGGACGAAGGCGACGGCAACGAUAACGAGCUGCUGCUCAGCUGUCCGCACUUCCGUAACGAGACGGGAGGCGAGGAGCAGGUGGGCCUGGGGCGGUCGGCUGGCAGAAGGGAGCUCUGGUCGACCCUGCGGACCCCCAACGACGCCGUGUCUGUGCUGGAGGAGCCCAGGGAGAGCAACAUCCAGCUGCAGGGCAAAAGCAACUACUUCAUAGAGCACGCAGACCUGGGAGCGCAUUACUACCGCAAAUAUUUCAACCUGAAAGAACACCAGAACUUCUUUGGGAUUGAUGACCGCCUCGGCCCUGUGGCCAUCAGCUUCCGCCGGGAUGAGAAAGAGGGGUCCAGCGGAGCUCAGUACAAUUACAGAAUCAUCUUCCGCACCACAGAGAUGAAGACGCUUCGAGGCUCCAUCCUGGAGGAGUCCGUGCCGUCGGCCGCCCGUCACACAACCCCGAGGGGCCUGUCCCCCAAGAGGCUGCUGGAGUUUAUCAUGCCUGAGCUCAACCUGCACUGCCUCCGCCUGGCUUCCAACUCCCCUAAGGUCCGGGACACGCUGCUGAAGCUGGACGAACAGGGGCUGAACUUUCAGAGGAAGGUCGGCGUGAUGUACUGCCGCGCCGGUCAGAGCUCCGAGGAGGACAUGUACAACAACGAGAGCUCUGGGCCGGCGUUUGAGGAGUUCCUUGAUCUGCUUGGAGAGCGGGUGCGGCUGAAGGGCUGGGAGAAAUACCGAGCUCAGCUGGAUAACAAGACCGACUCCACUGGAACGCAUUCCCUCUACACGCGUUACCAGGACUACGAGAUCAUGUUUCACGUGUCGACCAUGCUGCCCUACACGGCCAACAACACGCAGCAGCUGCUAAGGAAGCGACACAUCGGAAACGACAUCGUGACGAUCGUGUUCCAGGAGCCAGGCGCUCUGCCCUUCACUCCGAAGUCCAUCCGCUCGCAUUUCCAGCAUGUCUUCAUCAUCGUUCAGGUUCACGAGCCCGGCACCGACCACGCCUACUACAGAGUGGCUGUGACACGCUCCAAAGACAUCCCGUUAUUUGGGCCCCUGUUCCCCAGGGGCGCCCGGUUCCAUCGCUCGCCUGCCUUCAGAGACUUCCUCCUGGCGAAGGUGGUAAACGCCGAGAACGCUGCAGAGAAAUCGGAGAAGUUUCGCUCCAUGGCCACACGCACUCGGCAGGAAUACCUGAAGGAUCUGGCGGAGAACUACGUGACCACAACCCCCAUCGACUCCUCCACCAAGUUCCCCCUCCUCUCUUUGGGGAGCAAGCGGAAAGACAAGAUGAAGGGCGCGAAAGGCGCUGAGCUGCACAGCGCCGGAGCACUGGUGUGGGCGGUGAUGGUCAGCUGCAGAGAUGACUCGGAGGCCGGUGAGCAGCAGAAGUUCCCCUGUCUGCUUGGGGUGUCGGCGGAGUCGGUGGUGCUCAUCGAGAGGGGCAGUCGCAGGGUGGUGUUCAACUGCUCCUGUCGAGACGUCAUCGGAUGGAAGGCGGUGACAGAAACGAAGGAUGGGGGGCCGUGUUUGGACAUCUUCUAUGAGCGCGGGGAGUCCGUGUUGAUCAGCAUGUUGGAGAGUCAGACAGAGGACAUAAAAGAAGUGGUGCAAAGACUUGAGCUGGUGACGCGGGGCUGCGAGGCGCUGGAGGUCACCCCGCUGCGGGACGGAGUGGGCCAGCCUGGCUUCCUCAUGAACGAGGAGGGCUUCGUGACAGAACUGCAGAGGUUCUGCUACGCCGAGAGCGGAGGCCUGCAGCUGUGGGCUCGCGUGGUGAGGCUGUGCGGACAUUCCCUGGUCCACUUGAGCCCCGAGGAGAGGAGCAGGCUUCUCCGCACGGCACACAAGAUCCACAUCACCGUCAUCCCACCGGAUGAGAACGGCAAACCUCGCAGAAGUUUCUCUGAGCUCUAUCAGAAAGCCAUCAAGGAUGCGGAGUGCAAGUCCGGCGAGGACCAGUCGGGAGUGGCCUGGGUGGUGGAUGAGAGGGAAGACGAGAGGGAGGAGCAGGAGCAGAAGGUGGAGGAGGAGCAGCUGAAAGCGGACAGGGUCGAGGAGGAGGACGAGGAGUUCACUGAGGAUGAGCUGAAGAUGGACGGCGGCGGGGAGCAAAACGAGGAGAGUCCCGGCCCGCUCCUCGCACCGCCCACCUUACCUUUGUUGAGGGCUACGUCUCUGCAGGACCAGCCAGCCAAUCAGAGCGAAGAGAUCAGCAUCUCUCAGCUCACCCGCAGCGUUUCUCUGGAGAAGCAGCUGUCCUACACAGACACCUGUGAUGGACACGUGUACGACAACGUGAUGAUGAAGGAGAAACGCCACAUCUACGAGAACGUCGGGGAGCUGAGGGACGCCACGCCUGACCUGAUCCUGGCCGUCAAGCCCAAAGUUCCCCCAGAAGAAGAGCAGUUCAUGGCCAUUGACUUUGGCGAGGACAAAGCUUCAGCGAGUGACUCGUCCGUGUUAUCUUCCCGGCUAUCGAGCGUAGACCGAGCAGAAAGAAACUCGCGAGCCCUCAGUCUGCAUAACUCCAUCACCAAGAUUCUCUCUGAGACGACAGAUUCCACAGAUGAGGAAUGGCAGUCCAUUGCUGACCUGGCGACAGCCUGCCGCAGCAUCCUGGAGGCUUUGUCCAAAGAAGACCGCAAAGCCGGGGAUUCCUCUCAAGGUGGAGCUGAUCAGACAGACGGCAAACUCAGAGACUCAAAGGACAGUGACUCUCCGGGCCACCUGGAGGAGAAGGUGUCGCAGCUGGAGGCCAUGCUGAAGAAGCUGCAAGACGACCUGCAAAAGUGGGCACACAAGGAGAAAGAGGACAAGGCGGUGCUGCAGGCCGAGGUGCAGAGCCUCAGGCAGAACAACCAGCGGCUGCAGGAGGAGUCGCAGAGCACAGUGGCCCGCCUCAUCAAAGUCACUGAGCUCCUGUGCAACGUCAACAAGCCCUGUUAGGUCCCCAUGAUGCAAAUCCCGCUGAGCGCCUCCAUGCCCAACAACGUUCUUUGAUCAUGUAUAGAUAGCUGCAAAAGUAAACACACAGGCAAGUGUGGUCCUGCCUGCUGGGGAGGAAGUAUGCAAAAGAGACAAAAAAAAAGUGUAGACUGACCUUCACAGGCUGCUGUAGAGUGUGUGUGUGUGUGUAGGGGGGCGUGUGUGUGCCUGUUUCUUGCUUCAAAUACUUGACAAGCUCUGCUAAGUAGCACUUAUAGAAGAGGUUUCAAUUAAGACAGACAGGCACUGUACAGCAUGUUUUGUGGUGUUUAAUGGAAAAAUGACCAAAAGUGUAUAAAACAUAGUAAGCAGUAUCAGCGGUAAUAUAUGUGAACGGUAGUAAAGCUACAUGUAGUUGCAGGGUCUGAGUGUGUUUUCUGCCUGGCACUGACAGGAAGGUUAGCCUGAAAUUAAAACACACUCACACACACACGCACACACACACACACACACAAAUGAAUAUUUGAAUUACUGCAGGCGGCCUUCUACUUAGAAACAUGUAACGAUGCUCACUGAGGGAGGUCUGUUAUGUAAGGACAUUAUCCUCUAUCUUCACUUCUUAGUCGUACUGUAUUUAGGUAAUUCUGCUUUUAGGAAACGAAACUGGAAAAUAAGGGGGCUGAAAACAGAGAUUCAAACUGCUUGUUUCUUCUGUUUUCUUUGGAUUUCAAAAGAAAAGCAGCAUAAAGAGGAAAUUGAAAGGAUAAAAUUCAGACUCUGGCAGGAACGAACUGCUUCAGCUUCCUUCCAUGACUGCCUGUAGCUGUUCAUCUCCUAACCUCACUAUUGUAGCAGCCAUAACUGUAGAAGAUCGCCUCCUGCUGGCCUGAACUGCAGCUCUUUUCUUUCAGCCCGCAAAAUAGCUUUAGGUGUGAGAAUGAGCAACCUGGACUGAUGGUGAAAUAAUGCAGAAAACUGUAUUUAAAUACAUUUUGUUUGUGUUUUAUUGUUUUUGUUUUGUUUUCUGAUGUAACUAUUUGGGUAAUUGUUUGCUUUAGCUGGAGAGUGGCAGCAGUGCAUUGAAAUUUCCUUAAUUAGAGAUGCGCCAAAAAAGACUCACCAAACGGUGAUCACAAUCAAAUAAGUUUGAUAUUUACCAAACUUGACUGGUGACCAGCCUGUUAAAACCUCAGAAAUGCAACAUUUUUCCAGUCAACGAAUGCAGCUAAGGGCUAACAGAUCUCACUAACAUCACUCUUCAGUGUGGAAGUUGUCACUGACCGAAUGACGAUCAAAGUUAGCUAUUUUUAGUAUCAACGAGGCAAUUAAAAGUAGGUGGAGGAAUCACAGAGGUGUAGGAAGCUGUUUAAAAUAGAAACAUGACACCUGGUGCUUGCAUUUCACUCUAUUUGGUUGUUUCAAACUCGACUAUUUUGGGUACAAAAAUGAGCCAUUUGCUAUAAAAGGUCAACUCAUAAGAGGAAUGUUGUUUCAAUUUGAUAAAAUAUUAAAUUGACUAAAGCUCGACGUCACACUUAAGUUUAAUUGUUUCUUUUAUUAGUUUGAGCUUUCAGUCUGUCUGUCAGGGAACAUGCUGGAUUUGGAAAUGUUGCCAGCAGAAAUUUCUGAUUUCAAAUUGGUGUCUACACUCCCCAGCGCUGUGGUUCUCAAACUAAAACCUGCUGAUCCUGUGUUUAUUUCGCCUCUGAAGUCAGAACUUGGAGUUGGGAAUGUAAUCAAAGAUAACCACAAGCUUCAAGUUUAAAAAGCAGCUUGAUUUGCUUACUGUGUCCAGGGUUACUACUUGUUGCAACGCAAUAAAAAAAACCCAACAUAUUCGUAUAUAAUUUGCAGUUAGGUGUUCACUUGAGGAGAUUGUGUUGCAGUUUUAACAAAAUCCAGGUCAUCAGAGGUGCAAAGAAAGUCAUUUUUAUUGCAGCUGUUGGUGAAAUUUAUAUGCAAUUAAGGCGACCAUUUUGUCUUCAGAGGCCGGAGCUGUUGAGACGCCUCAAAGUUUCUGACUUGUAAUUCUAAUUUAAGGGCCUGUUUGUUAAUCUGUCCAGCUUGAAUCUGAUUUUUCAACGUCUGUGCUCUGGAUAAGAAACGAAGUAUGUUCCUCUUUUUGCUUUUAUUUUUUAUGACUCAACACAUCAAACUGAAAAAGAACAAUUGCUGCUGCAACUUAGUAAUAUCUGUUUUCAUUCUAAAAUGUUUGAGAAUCACUGCUAUAGGGAAUGCAUAGAGGCUACUGUUCACAUUUAUGUUCAAUACCAUAAAAUUAAAAGACAUUUUUAAACAUCAACACAAAUUUUUGGCCGUUUCAAAGUGACAGACAGGUGGACAGCUCCCAGAAGAGACUGAUUUCAGUAAUGCUAACCAUGCUAACCAAGCUAAUCAACUAAUCAAUCAAGUUUAUUUGUAUAUUUCAGCAAGAAGGCAGUUCAAAGUGCUUUGCAUCAUAAAAACACAAUUAAAAUUCGACAAUUGAGAAACCAGUGACAGACAUUACAUUUUAAAAUGAUCAAAACCAUCAAUAUACAUUGAAUAUGUUGGUCAAUGUUAUGUUAUUUAUAAUUAAGCAACAUGUGGGGUUUUAGCCUUGAUUUAAAGGAGCUCAGGGUUCCAGUUGUUUUGCAGUUUUCUAGACAUUUGUUAAAGAUUUUUGGUGCAUCGAAGCUGAACGCUGCUUCUGAAUGCUAAUUGUUAAUUUAUGAUUGUUAAUGUUAAGUGGCUUCUCGCUCACACACGCAUACGCUGGGAUGUUUCUUCUACUGUUGGUUAUUAAUGGAGACUCAAAACAGAAAGGUUAGAAGACACAAGAAUGGUAAUUUUCUCAACGUUUGCCACGCUAACGUUUCUAAAUUUGACCCCCACUACGUACCUUCGCUCAUACAUUUCCUCCAUUUUGGUUGACAGGUUUUUGUUGUUUUGAAUUUUUCUACAAUAGUGAGCAUUAAUGAAGAUUAACUGUGGUUUCAUUCUGUUUCCUAAUUCUUUCUGAUAACUUUUUGCUCUCAUUUUCUUCAAAACUAACUGAUUAAUCGAUCAGAGUGACCUUUUUCUGGUUGAUAUACAGUAGUUUGAUUUAAAAAAUGUGACUUUAAAUCAUUGGUUGUCAAAGCGGUGCUAAACACCCUUCUGUUGUUCAGAAACUAUUUUGUUCACAAAAAAUCGACUUCAAAGCAACCAAUAUCCUAAAGGUACGAAAUGCCUAACUGACUGGCAUUCCCCUUUCACAGCAGGAAAUAUAAAGGUAGCUAUUUUGAGUCAUUUUUCAUAUAUAUUCUCAUAUGACAGUUUUUAAAGAGAAACUGGAAGUUGACCAUAGUUGUCCAGUCGGUGCAUCUCUAACCUAAAUGUACGCUUGUGUGCUUACGUGUCAUUCCGGCACCUUUGCUUUUGUCACUGUAACACUGGACAUGUCACAUACUGAACUCCAUUCAGCCUGCCUAAAAUUAUAAGAUUAUAUCUUGCUCAACAUAAGAAGGUGCAUAAGAUCUCAACUCCGCCCCUGAUACUCACCUUCCCUCAUUAAUGUAUCUCCACUGCUGAUGGAGUCGGUGUGUUCAGAGUUGGACUGCCAACAAACAACCGAUCCACAAACUGAUAAACUGAACUCUCACACACACACACACACACACGAGAAAACCGAUGCCAAACAUCACUCAAGACUGCUGUUUCUUUUCUUUUUCUUGUACAAACUUCCUGUAAUUUUCUUUUAGAGUCACUGUGAAUAACUGGUACCAGCAUAUGAGGGGUGAGUUAGGAAUCUAAACCUUUGUUCCACGUUGGUGCACUGAGCAUGCUCUCCUUUUUGCAGGACGAUUAGCGCUAAUCGGAGGCUCCAUUAUUUAAAAGGAGAGGCGUACGUGGGAACAGACCCGUUUUACUGUGUCUUGUAUAUUUAUUUAGAUUGUAGGAGACUGGUCGAGCAUGACAACGUGCCAAGCGACUUCCAAGCCUCCCCUGCUGUAUGUGUGUAUGUAUUAAAAAGUGUAACGUAUUAAUAAUGCAAAUGUGGACUUUCUUGUAGCUGUUCAAACUGCAUUGAAGGUGUAAAAAAAAGAAAAAAAGAAAAAAGAAAUGUGAACUAUGGUGGAGAAAACGUGAGUUAUAAAUUUUUCUUUGCUCUUCUAGACAACAAAUUGCUAUGAUGUAAAAUGAAGUGAUAAUUGCUUAAACAUAAUGUAAUUACAAGUGAUAUUAUUCUGGAAUUGAAUUAUUUAACAACUCGAAUAUGGUCAUCAGGUAUGCCUUAAUGAAUGGAUUCCCUCUAUCUUAAUGGAACUGGUCUGACUGGUCAUACUGGCAUAAUGUGAAAGCUUACUCUUGACUUUGUGCCUACCUUUUUUUGUUGUUGUUGCUUUAUCCUUUUACAUUUGGUUGCACUAACUAAGUUUGUGUUAUUAUAUUUUUUUUAAUAUAAUUUAAAUCAGAUUUUUAUUUUUUAUUUUUUUUGGCAAAAUGAACAUUUCCAGGACCACCACAGUCAUCGGGUGCCACGUUUGCAGUUCAGAUUGUUAAAAAAAAGAAAAUAGAUUUUUUUUUUGAAAAGUACAUUUAAAAGGAGAUAGUGCUGAAAAUGAUGGUUGAGUGGAAAUGAAUGGGUUGUGCUUCCUUAAAAGGUAUUUAAAUGUUCCUGUAUGAGUUGUCUAUGGAAAUAAAACAAUAAAAAAUAAAUAAAACUAGGAGGAAAAAGUGAAAGAUUUGGGCAUCACAUGCACUUUCUUGACGUAAGUUGGAAGUGCAGCGGGUUAAACCUAGUUACAUGUAAAGUCUAUACAGAUGUUUGACAAAUACCCCUAAAGCAGAUUAUACUAAGACAUUUGUUUAGCUGACUUUGAGAUAUGAUGGAGUGAUUGUGGAGGAUGUUUGUCAUUCUUAGAUUAGUUGGGGGGAAAAAAAUCUAGCAGGUUUGGAGUAAAAAAAAAAAAAAAGCAUCUAAUUACAGGUGGCUAGAUCUUCAGAACCUAAGAUGUACUGUAUAUGUAAUUUAAAUGAAUCUUUAGUUUUCAUCUGUUCACCCUGUGGCUCUGUUUACUUUUCAUGAAGCAGAGAAUAAUUAAAACACAAGUUUAAACAGCUU
Molecule: messenger RNA, 9775 nt
Organism: Xiphophorus hellerii (green swordtail)
Lineage: Eukaryota; Metazoa; Chordata; Actinopteri; Cyprinodontiformes; Poeciliidae
Gene: sipa1
Product: signal-induced proliferation-associated 1
Exons: 17
Coding region: 907-4710 (1267 amino acids)
Biological process (GO): regulation of small GTPase mediated signal transduction
Cellular component (GO): cytoplasm
Molecular function (GO): GTPase activator activity
Source: RefSeq, a predicted model, not a curated record